Caretta caretta (loggerhead turtle) is the source of this 1209-nucleotide messenger RNA. The record is from RefSeq and is a predicted model, not a curated record. Lineage: Eukaryota; Metazoa; Chordata; Testudines; Cheloniidae.
UGGAGCACAGCGGAGACGACAAUGAAGGUGGCUGGUGGGACGUUGACGGUGGCGACGACAGCAGCAACCUAAGGCGAAGGUGGCCGGUGGGAGCACAGCGACCUCAGGCCCUCUGGCGAUGUCCGUGGCCUCAAGCUCCGAAGCAACGGGUUCCACGGCGAAGGUGGCCAAUGAGAUCAUUCAGUCUCCCUCUUUUGGGUCACGGGCGGCCACCCCACUGCCAAGACAACGGUGGGACAUCUGUAUCUACAGUGGAGCCCAUCAGCAGCAGCACGUUGGCCUUCAAGGGUUCUGUGGUUUCAGUGGCAGCCACAAAGAGGCACAACAGCAACAUCCCUGUGUGUGGGACUCCGGAAGCCAAGCUCCUCAAAUUGCCCUGGUCUGAUGACAACCAUAGUCCAGCCCUUUUGGAAGCCUUCAAGGCUGUGGUAGCAGCUGGUGGGAGUGGCUGGCUGGACCCAGUGGCUGCAGUGAAAACAGAACUGGAAGUGGACUGUUCCUCUGAGGAGGACCUAGGAAGCGGGAGCAGAGACACAAGUGGCAAGAGCAGUGAGCCACAGCAACUCACCUGGACCCCCACCUUACUUGUGACAGAACGCAAGAGAAAGAAGAAGCCCAUUAGCCAGGAACGCACAACCUUAGUGAACCUUGUACCAUCCAUUGAUAGGAUAAAGGAACCUAAGCCCAACCCCCUGGGAUCUGAGGAACAAGCAGAGGCCUACAAUAUGGAGCCCAUGUUGUCAUUUUUCCCACCAGAGUCCCCCAUUAGAAGCAUGGUACUAGGUUUCAAAGUACUUUGCGGAGAUGGGGUACAAUCUGGACAGAUGGACAGCUGUGUCCCCUCAGAUCUCCAACCUGGGGUGUCUUUUACGCUGCUGUUCCUGCCAUGAGCAUAGAGAAAUGGAGGAGAGAGGUAAUUUGUGGUGUGUGUGUGUUCUCUAUUCUUGUACCUUUCUCCCCUCCUUGAAGAUCAUCUCCAGCUGGGAUUCAGGGGGCAGCCAGUCUGUUUACAUGGGAACUCCCAGCUGUUUUCCAUUUCAUGUAAAUUUCUCACACCUUUCUUCCUGCCAAAGAAUGGUCACUUAACUAGGUGAUAAUCUACUUGACUUUGUUGACUUAAGCUACCUGGCUUAGUUGCUGGUUUGUCUUUUGUUUCUGAGGAACUGGUUUGUGCCUGCUUUUCUAAACUUGCAAAAAGAAAAGGAGUAC